Messenger RNA from Rhizoctonia solani, 774 nucleotides. Its product is annotated as Retrotransposon-derived protein PEG10. Gene Ontology annotation, molecular function: nucleic acid binding; zinc ion binding. The transcript has a single exon. NCBI's taxonomy places the organism in Eukaryota, Fungi, Basidiomycota, Agaricomycetes, Cantharellales, Ceratobasidiaceae. The record is from RefSeq and is a predicted model, not a curated record. Bases 1 to 774 code for a protein of 257 amino acids.
AUGGAGUUACCCAACCCUUUUAAAGGAGAAAGCAGGGGUUGCAAAGUGGUACAAUGGCUUGACCACAUGCUUCUGUGGGGAGCCCUACAUAGGGAUCAGUUCAAGGAAGAUGAGCAAUUGAUUGUGUGGAUCCUCUACCACAUGGAGGACAAGGCUGCCAAUUGGGCCCUUCCUAUCAUUGGAACCAUCAUCAAGGACAAGAUCAACACCCCUACCACUAUCCCCACCAUAACAGCCCAAUUCAAGGAGGCCUUUGCCAACCCAGAUGCCAAAAGAGCUGCCAGACGCAAGAUUGCCACCCUCACCCAGACCGCCUCCACAGCAGAAUACGUCACCAAAUUCUGCAACCUCAUUGUGGAACUUGACUGGAACAAGGAGGCAUAUAUUGCUCAGUUUACAUGCAGCCUUCACUGGAAGGUUAAAGAGCUUCUGUCCACAAAGGACAACAUCCCCAACAAGCUUGAGGCCAUCUUUGCUGCCUCCAUUGAAAUUGAUAACACUUGUUGGGAAAAUGAGGAGAAUUGUCCUAAGAAGCAGCCUGCCAAGUCCCUGGCCACUGUGGCCACCUCCACAUCCACCACUACCACCAGGGUUUGCCUAUCUGAGGACCCCAAUUACGUUACCCCAGAGGAAAGGGAUUGUUGUUGUGCCACUGGCCUAUGCGUUAAAUGCAGUCAAAAGGGUCAUGGGAUCAAGCAGUGCCCAAAUGGCUGGAAAGCCACUGUCAAGGAAUCCACCAAGGUGGCCAAAGAUGUGGGGUCAGGAAAAGAUUGA